Molecule: messenger RNA, 2938 nt
Organism: Stegodyphus dumicola
Lineage: Eukaryota; Metazoa; Arthropoda; Arachnida; Araneae; Eresidae
Source: RefSeq, a predicted model, not a curated record
CUCGGUCCCGUUUGGGAAAUAGGACAGCGACUUUCUCUGGUUCGGGAGAUGUCGUCUGCUGGUUUUCUUCACUUUCGAAAUAACUCUCACCUCCGGCCGGGAACGGAAGAAACGUGAAGUUCUUUUGCUCCUUGUGAACCGCGCAAAGAGUUCUCUUCGAACGUAAGAAAGUCAGCUGUUGGUGGAUGAUUUAUAGGAUUAUUUUCUUCCCUGCUGUGCUGUGGUCCCAAAUUAUGAUCAUCUUGCCAGAUUCCUUGUGGAUUACAAAACAAAGGAACACAUUCGGAAUUUGAAUACAGGAUAUCAUUUGUUGCACCCAGUACUGAAAGUGAGGAGCUUGAGGAAGGCCAUUUAAACAACAGUGAUGAAGUCUUGAUUGCGUUUAGAUCCCAAGGUGUAUACAAGCAGAAAGCACAAUGCGCCGAUGUGCGCAGAUAGGGAAAACUUCGGAAGGAUCUCUUCAAGGGAUUCAUCUCUUCUCGAUCUCUUCUAAAUCUUACUGUCAGGCUUCAAGUCCUUGUGCUAGGAAGAAACGAAGUGAAGUGAGAUAAAUGUCUCUGGACUCAGAACUUAGCAGUGGAUUCCAGGUGAAAUACCUGGGAUCUGUAUCUUUCACUAGAAAGAAGCGUCAGCCACUUAAGGGUAUUGUAUCUCUCCAAAGGCCCCUUCUUGACCUGUACACUGGCGCGCGUCGGAGAGGUGAGAGUCAUCGCAGCAUUCAUCCUCUCGCUCUUACACAGCAGCUGGAAAUUUGUGACUAUGGAUUGGUGGUGGCUGAAGGAAAUGGGGAAACCGUCAUCACCAAAGUAAUCACUCCACUGUCAAAUGUUAUCCUGUGGGCAGCCGUCCGUUUUCACGCUAGAAUCAUCAAGAAAAGGGUGUUUGGUGCUGCUUUCGUGCCUCUUGCUUGCUCGGAUGGAGUUCUGGACCAUAAAUCUUAUAUAUGUUUGGCAUCUAAACAGAGAUUCCUUGUCAGUUUAACUCAUCCUUCUGUCUUCGCCUGUAUAUAUAGAAAGGUCUCCUCUCCCACAACAUUCGAAUGCCACGCAUUCGUAUGCGCAACUGCGGAAGAUGCUUUAGCCAUAGCUGGGUUAGCCACAUUAGCCAGUCAGCAGAGUGAUUUGCCAACCAUACAACGUCCGCUUUAUCCGAGACAUGGGCCUCCAACAGCUUCGAUUGAGUCUGGAACAGAUUACUAUACCCCUUCUGAUGUUCCAUCUGGUCCUAGGGACAUCCGAGGAAAUGGGUUGCCAAGGGCGACAGACACGGAAGAGGAAUCUAACUCCUACGCUAGCGUUGUUAACAAGACAUCUCCACGCGUGGGUCGGUUCACCCUUGGAGCACGUUCACCUCGCAUCGCAGGCGGUCGCCAGAAGAGAUACACCCACCACAGAGAAGCCCGAGCCUUCAUAGGACGGUGUAAGGCCCCUAGUGCUCCUCCACAUAUCUGGGAUGGGGUACCUUCGAGACAAAGGGAACGACUGGACGACCAGCAAAGGUCAACUUCAAGCUAUGAUCGAGACGAAUCCGAAAGAGCUCCACCUCCAGAUCCCCGUUACCGAGACACGUCCACCAUGACGGAACCCCAAAGUCUGGAAGAGCCAAAUCUCCCACCUCCCACAGAAGUGUUGGCGGAGACCAUCGACCUGAGCAGCGAGUCCUCUUCUUCCUCCGCAACCUCAAGAGCUGGCUGGCGACCUCUAGUGCCCGAAACCAAAGAGGACCCGCCUCUCAUCAAAUACACGUACUUUGGAUACGAGACCUACGCAAGACCGAAUGUCGGGAUCUCUGAGGAGAACAGCAGCUCUUGCUCUACGAGGAGAAGUGCUUUCCAGCGGCCACCCCAUGUUGAAGGUAGGAGAAUGGGAGAGCAGAGGAGAACGAAGACAAGAAGGAAUGUCGAAACCCGUAAAAGCGUCAUCAAAGGGAAUGGCACUGGUAAGGUGACCAUUAAUGUACCAUACAAUCUCCGACCGGAAAGCCGAAACUCGUCUGCUUCCUCAAGAACAGUACCGCACGGUGUACGUUCUUUUCAGAAGAAUGGUCACGUGCGCAAUUGGUCCUCCCUCAGUCAAACAUCUGCUUCGUCGUCUUCUUCAUAUAACAGGGGAAUCGCCACUCUUCCCGCGCAAAGAGUCCAGCAAACCAAAGUCAUCCGUUGGUCAUCAGAGGACAGACUUCCCAGGAGACACAGCGGAGGCUUCUUUUGGAGUUUAAAGCGACUCAGCAUUCAGUCCCUCACUAAAGCCAAACACAAAACAGGAAAGUUCUUGUCAAGCGUCAAAACAAGGAUUAUGGGUGUUAAGAAAUCUUCAGCCGAUGGUUCGGAGGAUUCAGCCUAUGACACCUCAGAAGUCUGCUUAAGUCCAAGUGGCCGUCAGAGGUCUGGAUCUCCAAAUCGUCAACCAGCGCAGGGUAGCGUUGCCCGUCGUCAGCAAUCGUGGAGCUUCCAUGACCUUCGAACUACUGCCGUGGAAAGACCAGCGAUUCGCAGGAACCACCAUCCUCACAGGCGAAAGCAUAGAAGACGUCGUAAAGGAGACUGUAAUACUGCCACAUCGUCCUCAGAUUCUGGUGUCGAAGCCGCUUACCAUUCGGACAAUAGUGCACGCAAAUCAGGCUCCGACCCAAAUGGCAAUGGUGUGACCCGAGUGCAAGUACAACAUGGAAUGGGUACUAGCACCUUCCAUAGAUGGUCUCACACCAACAUUCACGAUGAAUUGGGUUACAUCCCUUGAGUCCAAAUACAUUACCCGAGUCAGAAUAUUUUUAUAUCAGACAGUGAGCAGACUGUAGGCAUCUGGUUUCUACAUGUCUGAACUACUUUCGUUGCGGUAGAGUUAUUAUUUACCGCUGGAGGUGAUUAAUCGAAGAGCUUAUCUUGACAAAGAUAUAUAGUAUGUUGUAUGUGGAAUUAAAAGACAUUUUAUUUCUUAUU